GAGAGAGAGAGCGAGAGAGCGAGGGAGGGAGGGAGAGAGAGGGAGGACAGCGAGUGCGUGAACAGGCAACAGCCAGGCGGGCACAUCAGCAACAGCGGCUGAGCGUCUUCCCCCGAUCCUCGCCUCCCGAUUCUGCUUCUGUCAUCAUUUAUAUUGGUGCCAAAUCCCUGCGUGGCGUGUGCGCCUCCGGCUGAGCCCCUCACCGCGCGGGGCUGAAGUGUCUAGAGGCGUCCGGUGACCGUUCACCCCCUGCCGCUUACUUUCCUCCGGAGCUCGGUUUAUUCUUAGCUCAGCUGGAAGAGACACAGAGAGAGGGAGACUGUCCUUCCGGUACACUCUCUCUUAUUUCUCCCAGUUUCUUGAAUAUUUAAUGGAAAAUGGCGAUCUGCGCGCAGUCGGUCGGCGUUUUCUGCCUCUUCGCCGUACAAACUGUACUUAUCAUAUGCGUCUCCACGCCGAUAGCCGGGACCCAUCACUUCCCACAGCACUACACAAUGAUUCACUGGGCUGGACGCAUUGAGAAGGAGCUGGAAAAGGUUCUUCAACACGUCACUGGAGCUCAGCAGAUGCGAUCGAUUUAUAAUGAGAAGAAGAGCCAGUUUGAAAUCAAGAGAAACAACCCCAAGGACCUGGUGGACAGAGUGGCGCGGGACAUCUCCAAGCUGCUAAACAGCAAGAGUAAAGCCUUAGAGAAAUUGGUCAGAGAGGCUGAGCAACUUCAGAAGGAGCACGUGUGGCAAGACGGUGUGACGGAGAAUGCCAUUUCAUACUACGAUUCCAAAGCGGAUUCAGACUAUCAGACAGAAGACGGAGAGGAGGAAACCCCGCUGGAGACCUCGUCCUCCUUGGAGCUGGAGUUUGUCGACGAUCCCAAUUUUAAAAACAAGGUUAACUACUCCUCCAGCGCUGUCCAGAUUCCUACAGACAUAUACAAAGGCUCCCCUGUGAUCCUAAAUGAGCUCAACUGGACCCAAGCUCUGGAGCGGGUCUUCAUUGAAAACCGGCGAGAGGACAGCUCUCUGCGCUGGCAGGUGUUCGGCAGCGCCACUGGGGUGACGCGUUACUACCCAGCCACUCCUUGGAGGGCACCCAACAAGAUUGACCUGUAUGACGUUCGCAGAAGACCAUGGUAUAUCCAAGGUGCAUCGUCUCCAAAGGACAUGGUCAUCAUUGUAGAUGUGAGCGGCAGUGUCAGCGGACUUACCCUGAAACUUAUGAAAACCUCUGUGAUGGAGAUGCUCGACACGCUGUCAGACGAUGACUAUGUCAAUGUGGCAAAGUUUAACGAAAAGGCCGAGGCUGUUGUCCCGUGCUUCAGGACGUUGGUCCAAGCCAACGUUCGCAACAAGAAGAUCUUCAAGGAAGCCGUCAUGCACAUGCAGGCCAAAGGAACCACAGAUUACAAAUCUGGCUUCACGUUUGCCUUUGAGCAGCUCCUCAAUGAGAGCAGUGCCCCGAGGGCCAACUGCAAUAAGAUGAUAAUGAUGUUUACAGAUGGCGGUGAAGAUCGUGCUCAGGAAAUCUUUGAGAAGUAUAACUGGCCUAACAAAUCUGUUCGAGUUUUCACCUUCUCUGUUGGACAGCAUAACUAUGAUGUCACCCCUUUGCAGUGGAUAGCAUGUGCUAAUAAAGGUUACUACUUUGAAAUACCAUCUAUUGGAGCCAUCAGAAUCAACACACAGGAGUACCUCGAUGUCCUGGGACGUCCCAUGGUGCUGGCUGGGCCUAGAGCUAAACAAGUGCAGUGGACGAAUGUCUACCAAGAUGCUCUGGGUUUGGGACUUGUCAUCACUGGGACAAUGCCAGUUUUCAACCUCACUGCAGAUAGCACAAGCUCUCAGAAUCAGCUCAUCCUUGGAGUCAUGGGAGUAGAUGUUGCGAUUAAUGAAAUCAAGAAGAAGACUCCAACAUACAGACUUGGGGCCAAUGGCUACACAUUUGCUACCGACCCAAAUGGUUACGUGCUGCUGCAUCCUAACCUAAGACCCAAGAUCAUUAACUUCAGAGAGCCUGUCACUCUGGACUUCCUGGAUGCAGAACUAGAAGAUGGCAACAAGGAGGAGAUCCGUCGACAGAUGAUUGAUGGCGGAUCAGGGCAAAGAAAAAUCAAGACGCUCAUUAAGUCAGUUGAUGAGAGGUACAUCGAUGAAGCCAUGCGAACGUACACGUGGACUCCCGUAGAAGGUACAGACUACAGUCUAGGGUUGGUACUGCCCACAUAUAGCGAGAACCAUAUCAAGGCCAACCUAAGUGACCAGAUCCUACAGGUGCAGUUGCUAUACUCCAAGGAUUUUGAAUCUCUGCUGCCAAACAGUUUUGAGUCUGAAGGACAUGUAUUCAUUGCUCCCAGGGAGUACUGCAAUGAUCUCGAACUGUCCAACAACAACACAGAGUUCCUCCUCAACUUCAUUGCUCUUAUGGAGAAGGUGACACCAGACUCCAAACAAUGUGAAAGUUUGCUCCUCCACAAUCUGAUUCUGGACACCGGCAUCAUCCGGCAGCUGGUCGAUAAAGUGUGGAAGAAUAAGGAUUUAAACACAUACGGCUUCCUGGCUGUGUUUGCUGCAACAGAUGGAGGCAUAACAAGAGUCUUUCCAAACAAAGCUGCAGAGACCUGGGAGGAAGAUCCAGAGCCGUUUAAUGCCAGCUAUUACCGCCGCAGCCUUGACAACAAGGGCUACAUCUUCACAGCGCCUCAUCGAUCAGCCGGGGCCGAUCUAUUGAACCCAGAAAACGACACAGUAGGAAUCCUGGUCAGCACGGCUCUGGAUAUCACAAUAGGAGGGAAGACAGUCAAACCUGCAGUUCUUGGAGUAAAGUUGGACCUCGAAGCCUGGACCGAUAAAUUCAAGAUUCUUGCCAGCAACCAUACAGACAGCCGUCAAGGCUCAAAUACGUGUGGACCAAACAAGGGUUGUGAGAUGGACUGUGAAGCUAAUAGUGAUGAUCUCCUGUGCUAUUUAAUUGACGAUGGUGGUUUCCUGAUCAUGUCAAAUCAGAAGGAAGACUGGAGCGAUGUGGGCAAAUUUCUUGGUGCCGUUGACCCCAGCUUGAUGUACGCUCUCUAUAACAACUCUUUCUACAAGCGCAAGCAGUCGUUUGAUUAUCAGUCUGUGUGUGAGCGAGUACAAAACAGUGAAGCUGGAGCUGCGCGGAGAGGAGUGUUUGUGCCUACCAUUGCAGAUUUCGUCAACCUGGCAUGGUGGACAUCAGCUGCUGCAUGGUCCUUGUUCCAACAGCUUUUAUAUGGGUUGUCUUAUCACAGCUGGUUUGUCACAGAUGAGGUGGACGCAGAGGGAAUAGAGUCAAAAGAGAGGAGCUGCGUGAUGAUCCAAACCCAGUUCUACUUCAGUAACCUCAGCAACUCCUACAACAUUCUACAAGACUGCGGCAACUGUUCCAGGCUGAUUCAUGCCAAGAGGAUAAACAACACCAACUUGCUGUUUGUGGUAGCAGAAAAGCUGCCAUGCAGCACCUGCGAGAUAGAAGAUCUUUCCCAGGACAAGGAAGAGUUCGAGGAAAAUCCAUGUGAAGAAAUGACGGCGGCACGGUAUCGAAAAAGACCUUCCACCUGCUUCGACAGCAACGUAGCUGAGAACACAUCAGACUGUGGGAGAGGUCACUCCUUCCGUCCGCCCCUCUACACCCUCCUGCUCAUUCAGCUGCUCCUGCUUUAUCAAGCUCUCAGCCCCCACGAUCAAUCUCUGUUACAUUAACUUCAUUUGACUGCAGCUCUCCUCAUCCCGGGCUCCCUUUCCUUAAAAAUACCCUCAUCCCACCCCCCCCACCCCCUCCCGACUCUUCUCCUUACCUGCGCCCUGCUGUUGUUUUAGUCAUAGUUAAUUACGGGACUUUCCGUCACAGUUAGCUGGAAGCCCCGAGUGCAACGCCGCCCAGCUAGGACGCUGGAUGUUUGUGUCCGCAGCCCCACUUUACCUACAAGCCGAGCUGUUGGUGCAGGAACAUCAAAGCCCCGCCCACCCCCUCCAGAAAAAAGAAAAUAACCCCAUUCUUACCCAAAUACCACCAUCAUCUAGAUAUGGGCGAAAUCCUGACAUAGACUGGAUAUUUGUGGCUGCCUGCCCGCCCUCCUCCUCCUCCUCCUCCAACGGCUGGACUUCCUCCUUCACCAACAGCCUCUUGCAAGGCUGUGGACCCUCCAGCCAGUUAUACCACCAUAGAUGAUAAUAAUAAUAAGAAGAAGAAGAAGAAAAAAAAUCUCCACAAGUAUUCAAAAUGUCAAGUAUUAUCUGCUGAAGUGAUGAGUAUUCCAACCAUGCUAUAUGCUUAGGAUUUAAUUUGAAAAGAAAAGUUACGUGUUAUCCUAAAAAUGCGCUAAAUCUACUUGCCAAAAUGAGAUAUACUUUCACGUGGUCUUAUUUUUGUAGCCAAAAACACAAGAGGAAACCAGAUUUAGAUUCCCAGCAGCUGAAAACUGACUCAUGUUGUGCAGCUCUAAUGAAUCGAUUAUUGCUUUCAAAAAGAAAAAAAAAGAGAUAAAAGACGUCCACUUGGGAGUAUUGCUGUAGUAAAACAAUGUAACAUCAAGUUUUUUCUUGAAGUGUUCAUGAUAGUUUAUCAGUGCUAGUGCUUUCUGGACCGCAAGCCCCCCCCCCCUGCCCAGCUGUAAAAUCUGGAUCAGCGUUCGGUUGCUGCAGGAACAUUGUUGAUGUCGUGUGGUAUUACUCUCUUUUACGAUCAGUCGAACCAUUCUGACCUCGGGAAGAAGAAAAAAAGACGG
Molecule: messenger RNA, 4741 nt
Organism: Fundulus heteroclitus (mummichog)
Lineage: Eukaryota; Metazoa; Chordata; Actinopteri; Cyprinodontiformes; Fundulidae
Gene: cacna2d2a
Product: calcium channel, voltage-dependent, alpha 2/delta subunit 2a
Exons: 39
Coding region: 378-3716 (1112 amino acids)
Cellular component (GO): voltage-gated calcium channel complex
Molecular function (GO): voltage-gated calcium channel activity
Source: RefSeq, a predicted model, not a curated record